AAGUUUUCUUGUUUGUGAGAGAAAACAUAAAAAAUAGAAAUUCGAUUUUUGCUUCUUCAGGCAGCCCAUUAAUCCGAGCCAGUCGCUCGCCUCUUGUUCUCGGUCUCGCCGUCUCGCAGCUCCAGUUGGACUAGGAGAGAAAAAUAUACUGAGAGAAGAGAGAGACAGAGAAGACCCGAGGAGGAAACGGAAAAAAUCAAUUACCAGCAGUUGACACGUUGCGCUCCGCCGCGCUUCCGCCUGGCUACGGCGCUUCAUUUCUUCGGCCACCUGGUCUUCGUCGUCGUGUUGCGCUCCUCCACGGAGGAAAUCCUGAACGGAUCAAACCGUGACGGAGAUGAUGAAAUGAGAAUCCCGUCCAUCCGACGCUACCUCUGCUAUCUCCUCCUCCUCCUUCAUCCACUCAUCGCUUCUCUGAUCCUGAUCCUAAAACCCUAGCUUAUCGGUUCGAUGCUCUCGAUUUCGGUGUUUCUAUUCCUGACGAUUGGAGAGUAGAUAGUCCGGAUUUGCGGCCCUGAUCCAAUUCGAGCGAGUGGAGAAAGAGAGAGUGAUCUUCAGCGAUCAUUCUCGAUUUCUUGAAGGUACCUGGAAAUAGAUACUGCAAGUGAGAUAGACGGUGUGAAGAGAAGGAAUCAUGCAGAGACGGAGUCCACCGAAGCACAGACACGAUGGGACUUCGCCUUUGCCCCUGGGGAUGGAUUGGAGCCCUCCUCCUCGGAAAUGGAGUGGACGAGACACUGUUUGGCCACAUGAUCCUAGAACGGGAUGGAGUUAUUGUGUCACUGUGCCUUCCUGGGUUGUCCUUGCAAAGUCAAGAGAUUCGGAUCCUGUAGUGUUUUACAGGGUUCAGGUUGGUUUGCAAUCACCUGAAGGGUUAACAGUUACACGUGGAGUACUGAGAAGAUUUAAUGAUUUUCUGAGGUUAUUUGCAGAUCUUAAAAAGGCAUUUCCAAAGAAGAGUCUUCCACCAGCUCCACCCAAGGGACUAUUGCGUAUGAAAAGCAGAGCAUUGUUGGAAGAGAGGAGAUGCUCUUUGGAGGAAUGGUUGACAAAGCUACUGUCCGAUAUUGAUUUAUCUAGAAGCAUAGCAGUUGGAUCCUUUCUUGAACUAGAAGCGGCUGCAAGGUCUGCUUUUCAGGAUGCAAAUCAAGAGUCUCCAGAAACAGCUCUAACUGGCGAUGCUACACCUACUUCAUCUCAGAUACCUCCUAAUUCGAGCCCGUCUGCUCUUACUGCGACUUCGUCAAUUGCUUCCGAUUAUGGAAGUGAUACUGCUUAUGAAGCAUCUGAGAUUGGAACUCCAAGGUUGGGAAAGGAUGAAAGUUCUGAAAUCGGGAUGGAGGAUCAAGCAUUGGAUGAAGAUCUCACAGACCCAACAGAAAAGCUAGUGAAGUAUGGCAUUUCCAACAUUGAUGAAGGACUCUUAAUGGGGCAGACUAUCCUAGAUAAGCUUGAAAGAUUUCCUAGGCAUAAACCUCACACCAGACAUGCAAACAUUGUGGGGAAUUCCAUGUACAAUGGUAAUGCCCCCAAAGUUCAACCCAUUGUUGGCAAUGGGGUGGAACCAUUCUCUGAGCCAGAGCAUGGUAGGGUGGCACUAGGCCAUGCUCGGAAAUUGUCUAGUGACAGUGCUGGGAGCGAUGGAAGCUCUUUGAGAGGCAGUGAAAGUGCUGGUGUAUCAAAUUCAGGCACUGCUGAUGUAUCUCUUGACCUUGCAAGAGGAGCUGAGGUUUCCAGUUCUUUUGGAUUUCUUAGCAAGAUUGAGUCGCAGCUUUCAGCCGAUACACAAAUAAUUAUUCCAUUUGAUCAACGCCAUAAAAUGAGCAGAGUUCUAACAACCAUGCAACGACGGCUAGGCACAGCAAAAACCGACAUGGAGGACCUGAUAUCAAGGUUAAAUCAAGAAAGAGCCAUUAAAGAUUAUCUUGCUAAGAAGGUGAAGGACCUAGAGGUCGAACUUGAAACCUCUAAACAGAAAAAUAAGGAAAACCUGCAGCAGGCUAUUUUGGUUGAAAGAGAGAGGCUAACACAAAUGCAAUGGGAUAUGGAGGAACUUAGGCGGAAAUCCUUUGAAAUGGAGCUAAAACUAAAGGCUAAAGAGCUAUUGCAGGAUGAAAAGUCAAGCAUGAAAUUAGAUGAUGGACCUACAAAUGAGAAGGAUGUCGCGCAGGAAGAGCUAGACAUUACCAAAAAGAAACUCGAGGACCUAACGAAGCAAUAUGAAGCAUUGGAAGUAAAAUCAAAGGCUGAACUAAAGUUUCUUGCUAAAGAGUUCAAAUCUCUUCAAAGUUCCCAGAAGCAGUUGAAGCAGGACCGUGAUCAAGCAAUAAAUGAGAAAGCCGAAAUGGAGAAACACCUUGAACAUGAGAGAGAGUCUAGGCAACAUGAGAAAGACCGCCAGAAAAGGCUCCUGCACGAUUGCAGGACUGUGUGGAGUCGACUCCAAGAAUGCAACCUCAUUUUAUCCAGUGAAGAUGAUGGUAACAAUUUUGUGCUGAACUCCUCAUCUGAAGACGCGUUCGAUUUAUUGGAAACAUUUGAUGACCGGAUUAGCCUUCUUCUUGCAGAGGCACAACUAAUAGCUGAUGAUGGUGGUGCUGAUUGUAACGAGAAGACAAUGAACAGUGAAUUGAGGACAUUGCUCGGAGACAUACUAGCCGAUAAUGCAAAGCUGCGGAGACAGGUAUACUCUGUUGCUCGUCGUGCUCUUCGAAAGGGCACGAUAUCGAGGGAGCCGUCACUGGACAUAUCUAAUGUAGAUAGAUGAACAAACCAUAGAGAAUCAUAUUCCCCUCUUCUCUUCUGUCGUGUUUUAGCUUUCCGCUUUCUUCCAUUUGAUCAAAUUUUAAUUUCACUUCUACAUAUGUAUGGCCUGUGAUGAAGAAGUUGAUCUGCACGGAACUGCAGCUUUAACUAUUUGUAACCUUGUGGAGCUUUCACUGUCCACUUAUACGACGAAAGUCAACUAGAGAGAGAGAGCAUUGCCUUCAACGGUUCAUACCACCAUCUUUGUACCUUAAGAUAAACAUUUUGUGACCAUUCUCAGUCCCUCGUGCCCUUGCAUUGUAGAUUUUCUGGGAACUUUUAUUUGGUGAUGUUGGUCAUAGUCGAAAUUCGAACAUGAGAUCUCUCAAGGUCAAAAGCAUGUUGUUUUGCUAUUUGACGACUUUCUCGUUUGUCUAUCACAUUCAAGUUGCUUGGAACAGGCCAUAUUAUACAAAUUCAGGCACAUGCCAAG
Messenger RNA from Linum tenue, 3238 nucleotides. The record is from the annotation of a GenBank genome assembly. NCBI's taxonomy places the organism in Eukaryota, Viridiplantae, Streptophyta, Magnoliopsida, Malpighiales, Linaceae.